AUGGAGAUGGAGAGCAACCUUAUGAUGAAGAAUCAGAAGCUGGAAGCCUUUGAUAUUCUCAGAAAAGCUCUUGUAAUCUCUGCCAGAAACACCAACUUCUUCAUCUUCACAAUUCUCACCUCCCUUCCUCUCUUCUGUUUCUUGGUUUACUAUGAAUCUGUUCUCCAAAAAUUCCUAGUUCAAAUCUCAGAAAUUCUAAAACAACCCCUUGAUGACCUCGACUAUGUUUGGAUCAUACCAUUUGAUACAACCAGAAAAAUGAACAAAGAGUAUACUGAUGGGUUCAUUCAUCUGGGUCUUCUCUAUCUGGUGCCUCUCCAUCUCCUAGAGCUCAGCACCGUGCUCGUGGUUGUUGAUUUGGCAUCAAAGAUGUACACAGAAGAGAGACCAUUGAUGACUCUCAAGGAGAUGCUACAUAUACCCUUAGACAAAACAAGACUGAAGGGCACUUUUAUAACAUAUCUCUAUUUUCUUGUCUUCUCAACUUGUGCUUUACUUGGAUUGAUAUGGUUAGCAACAACAUACUUUGUUUUAUUCAAAGGCGCAAUGUAUGAUUUGUUCUUUGCUGUAUGGUGUGGGCCAUCAUUUGCAGCAUUGCUAACAAUUUAUUUGGCAUGGAGUGCUGUGUGGAAUGGGAGUCUUGUGAUUUCAGUGUUGGAGGGGACAUAUGGCAUCAAGGCAUUUGCUCUAGCAAUAUAUUUUAGCAGUGGGAGUGAGUGGAGAGGGAUUCUUUUGAUGCUUAUGUUCUUUGCUUGGGAAGUAAGUUUAAGGUUGCCUUGCAUCUAUAUCGGCUGCUAUGGAAGAGGGAUUAACUAUAUUGGUGUUGUUGCUCAGAUUAGCUUGUUCUGCUUUGGGAAUGUGGUGAAAUGGGUCACCUGCACGAUAUAUUUCCGCGAUUGCAAGAACCGGGCUUUAGAGAAGAGGUUGAUGAUGAAGGGUACAACAGGUGAAAGCUGUGGAUGAAAAACAGCUUGUGCAUAUAUGUGAUCAUGAUUAUCAGAAACUCCAGAUUACAAUUAUGAACUGCAGCAAGUUCAGCAUCAAUUUCCACAUUAUGCAGACUAACUACGUCUUCUAGCUCAACUUGUAAUGUUUUUUUUCCUGAAUUUUUCCUGAAAAGUUUAUCAUGUAAAAGUUUAAUUGACCAAGUUUCAUAUGAAUUUGGAAUGAUCUUAAGCAGAUAUUUAUCUAUAUCUGCUGUUGUCUUGCAUACCUCUAUGUGGUGAAUGCCAUUGGGAGACUGAAUA
Prunus dulcis (almond) is the source of this 1247-nucleotide messenger RNA. RefSeq lists its product as uncharacterized. The transcript has a single exon. The record is from RefSeq and is a predicted model, not a curated record. Lineage: Eukaryota; Viridiplantae; Streptophyta; Magnoliopsida; Rosales; Rosaceae. The coding region runs from base 1 to 963 and encodes 320 amino acids.